GUGUCAGUGUCGCUGAUCGCGAAAUCUAAUAAUUUGGAAUUAUCGAAGGAAAGUUAUAAAAAUACUAGUCUUUCCACAUUAUCAGAAUUUCUUAUUGUUUACUCAAUAUGAUGAGAAACAGCAAUCUUAGUUUACGCUUCAAACCAACAGAAUUUCGUUACUUUAACUGGUUGUAUGGAAUAGCUCCAUGUUUUCCUGUUCAUGCUUCAAAAAUUAAUAUUAUGAAUGAUCCUAGGAGUUUUUAUGAUACGUUAUGUGAAAGGUUUCAAAAUGCUAAUCGUAGAAUAUCUAUUGCUAGCCUCUACAUAGGCACAGGGACGUUAGAAAGAAAGUUGUUAGCUGUCACUAAGGAAAAUGUUAUGAUGAAGAAAAAUCUGAAGUUCACUGUUGUUGUAGACUAUCAGAGAGGUACACGCGGUGAAAUAAAUUCAAAAACUGUUCUUCAAGACUUUGUAAAUGAUGUUCCUGAUCAGUGUAACAUCACACUUUUUCAAACACCACGAUUACAUGGAUCUUGGUCAAAAGUUUUGCCAGCACGUUACAAUGAAAUUGUUGGUUUACAACACAUGAAGCUAUAUAUUGCAGAUGACUCAGUAUUGUUGAGUGGUGCUAAUUGUUCCAAUGAUUAUUUUCAUCAACGUCAGGACCGCUAUAUAGAAAUUCAAGAUGCUGAUAUAGCAAAUUUUUAUAGUGAUGUUAUAGAUGAAAUCAGUAAAUAUAGUAAGAGAUGUGAGAAAAAUAACUUGAUAAAUAAUAAAAAAGGAUUUACAGUUCAAAAUGUGACCAAUGGAAUCACUCAAUUAAUUGAGAGAUGGCAAAAUAUUCAAGAUACUAAGCUUGCAUCUAUGACUGUUUCAACCAAUUCAGAUGAUGCUGACACAUGGGUGUUUCCUUUAUUACAAAUGGGGGAAUUCAAUAUUACUCAGGAUGAACAGGUUACACAUGGUAUACUGAGUUGUGCUCCUAGAGGCUCUUAUAUUAGACUAGCUACUGGUUACUUUAAUCUGACAGAACAAUAUGCUAGUACCUUGUUAAGAGGUUGUAAGGCAAGCAUAAGUUUAUUAAUGGCGCAUCCAAAUGCCAAUGGAUUUAUGGGUGCCUCUGGCCCAGCUGGAGGAAUACCGCAUGCCUACUCACUUAUAGCUAGGAAAUUUUGGGAAAAGGUUUUAAGUUAUAAUCAAGCAAGCAGAGUGAAAAUGUUAGAAUAUGAGAGGCCAGGGUGGACUUUUCAUGCAAAAGGUUUAUGGUACUAUCCGCCAGGGAUGGAUGUGCCAUGGGCAACAGUUGUGGGUUCUGCUAAUUUAGGUGAAAGAUCGGUGCACCGAGAUCUCGAAGCACAAGCAGCUAUCUUUACUGUGUCUCCUGAUUUGCAGGUAAUAGUCGUUAGUAAUAGUCUACAAAUUGCACUAGCAAGCUACAAGAGCUAGCACAGUAAAAUAUACAAGUCUCUUUAGCAUUUCAAUGCUUAUCCACACGUCAAGGUCAGUAUAGAGGGCGCCAGCGGUGUUAUGGCCCGUGUCAAAUAAUUUUAAAAUUAAGCGCAACCGAGCCACUAUUGAGGACCACAAGCUGCGGUCGAGUUUGUUCAUAAAUUUUGUAUAGUAAGUAUCGGCGCAAACUCGGCCACAUGUUGCGGAAGUAGCCGCGUAUUGUCGCUCGCAUCACGCGCACACACGGUUUUCGUUUUGGCAUGUUUUGAUAUUUUUUUUACGUUUUUGAUGUGUAACGUCUUUCCUCUCGCUUUGUUGCAAUUUGUGGGAGUGAUUUUUGAAAUGGGACGGAAGUAUGUAACAGGAAGUCGCGAUAGCGCGCGCUACUUGAUUUGAUUUUAGAACAUAAUGUUCAAAUGGCUUAUUCCUUUUUUAGUAGGUUUUAUUUCUUUUUUUACUAAUAUAAGGUGAGGUUUCAAAUGUUACACAUCAUACGCGACUACUAUAAGGCUCGCUCGUUUUUUUUAGUAUUUCAGUCUAUGUCCGCACCUUUAAAAGAACAUCAUUUUAAUAGUUUUUGAGUUUUUGAAUGGAAUAGGAAAAGGAAUGAUAUACGCCGCUAUAUAUGUAGGUAAUGGUUUGAUAUAAAAUGUAUCCCUUUAGUUCUUAAAGUGUACUUUGGAUUUAAAUAAAGGCUAAUGAAAGUGCCACUAGCGACGGCGAUUGGUGACUGCAUCUAGUAUCUUGACUGAGCCGUGACUGAAAGUCAUGUGAGUUUCUAAACUGCAGCAAUACUCCUUUGUUACAGAAACGACUUCAUGAAGAAUGCUCAAAACUACAUAAAUACUCUGCAGAAUGUAGUAACGAACUACAGAGGCGGGAGACUCCUUUGUGGGUGAAAGCAACAGUAGGUUUAUUUCGUACCUACUUCUAAAUAUUGCAAUGGAACCAAUCAAAAUUUAUUUAAUUCAAUAAGUUCGGAGUAAGUUAAAAUUUUCUUUAAUAUAGUUAUUUUGAUAUGUACCUGAUAAAUGUAAAAUGAUAUAGUAUUGAAUGCGAUAAAUACUGUUGUUAUUUUAGUAUUUUGGCUUAUUGAUUUAAGUUAUUUAAACUUGGCAGCUCAUGAAAUGAGAUUUAUGUCUUUAAAUAAUGUUAGUUAUUAUUAGAAUAGAAACUUAAACAGC
Chilo suppressalis (striped riceborer) is the source of this 2614-nucleotide messenger RNA. NCBI's taxonomy places the organism in Eukaryota, Metazoa, Arthropoda, Insecta, Lepidoptera, Crambidae. The record is from the annotation of a GenBank genome assembly.